UCCACUCAGCACAGAUCCUCAGAGAGAGCAGAGCAUACAAGCUUCUUGGACAAGAGCCAGUAAAGAAGCAGAAGAAACCACCUCAUCUCGUGUAAACAUGACUUCCAAGCUGGCUAUUGCUCUGUUGGCAGUCUUAAUGUUCUCUGCAGCUCUGUGUGAAGCUGCAGUUUUGACAAGAAUUGGUACAGAACUUCGAUGCCAAUGCAUAAAGACACAUUCGACGCCUUUUCACCCCAAAUUUAUCCAAAAACUGACAGUGAUUGAGAGUGGACCACACUGUGCAAAAUCAGAAAUCAUUGUAAAGCUCACUGAUGGAAGAGAACUCUGCCUGGAUCCCAAGGAAAAGUGGGUGCAGAAGGUUGUGCAGAUAUUUCUGAAGAAAGCUGAGAAGCAAGAUGCAUAAGCAAAAGAACUCUUCAUGGUACCCAAGAAUUCCUCAAUCAAGACGCCAAUGAAACUUCAAAGAACUCUACUUCAGUGCUUUACAUACUGUGUGGGUCUCUUGUUGCACUGACAGAUAAAAUACAAGAUAUCUGGUUAAAUUUGAAAUUUAGUAAAACAACAAAUACAAUUUUCAUUGUACUAUGCAAUAUCUACAAAGUGGUAAUAUCAACAAUGUAUUAUUUUAAUAUAUGGCAAAAAAUGUUUUAAAAUUAUUGCAUGGGACAAUGUUCAGAGAAUGAAAUUGAGGUCAAAGGUUAGGAGACUGUCUGGUCUUCAGUUUCAGAAAUGAAUUUGCUUGAAAUGUAAUGUUUCAAGCAUCGCAUGAAAGUGAUAGAACAAUGACAUUUUCUUGCAUGUUCAAAUUUAACUGGAAAUCUUGGAUUCUUAUUUGUUAAGUGUGGCAAUUCUAGUCUGCUGAUCAGGAUCCCUGAAUCUCUGUUCAACCACGCCUCAGUUUCUCCCUUAUUCCUAACGUUGGCAAAAUGUAUCAGCCAUCGUCCUGAAUCUCACAGGGAAGUUGUGAGGAGA
Molecule: messenger RNA, 972 nt
Organism: Tupaia belangeri chinensis (Chinese tree shrew)
Lineage: Eukaryota; Metazoa; Chordata; Mammalia; Scandentia; Tupaiidae
Gene: CXCL8
Product: C-X-C motif chemokine ligand 8
Exons: 4
Coding region: 98-403 (101 amino acids)
Biological process (GO): defense response; chemotaxis; immune response
Cellular component (GO): extracellular region
Molecular function (GO): chemokine activity
Source: RefSeq, a predicted model, not a curated record